GAAAGGUACGUAUUUGUUUAAAAUAGUGCAAUAGUUCAUUUAAAAUAGUGCAAAAGUUUGAAACUCCCGUGCCUUUUCAUGUCUUGCAGGCGCUUGGGUACGAAAGCAGUAAUUUCUUUGCCGGUGAUUUUUUGCUUCUAAAACGUACCGUGUAAGAGUAAACAAACAUGAGUUCUAGCCAAAGCUCGGAGCCAGCUCAAAGUGAAAACGGGGCAGUGCAAGCACCCCGACGUCGUAAGACUACGAGCAAUGAGGAUAGAGAGCGCGUGGUAACGGCGUAUGAAAAUGGAGCAACCCAUGCUGCCAUUAGCCAAAUGCUCAAUAUCAAGCUUGCAACCGUCUACGGUAUCGUAAAAAAAUACCAAAAAACAUUUGAAGCCGAAGCCAAGAAACGUGGUGGCAACAGGGAGAAGUUAUUAUCGCAGCAAGCCAUAAGCGAUCUGCAAUCCUGGAUCAAUGACGACUGUACGGUGACGUUGAAAUCACUGCAACAAAAAUUGAUGCAGGAACACGGUGUGCGAGUUUCAACAACGACCAUAGCGAGGGAAAUAAAAGGCUUCAACUACUCCUUGAAAAUGUUGAAGCUAAUACCGGAGCGGCGUAACACACCGACGACCAUCGAGGAUCGCAAAAUGUACGCCACUCAAUUUUAUGACGUGGCGCGCGAAAUUCCUGACAGUGGCCUAGUUUACCUGGACGAAGUUGGAUUUAAUGUCAGCAUGCGCACGCUCAAAGGACGAUCUCGGAAAGGUACGCCGGCCACCGUCACCGUACCACAGCUAAGGACCAGGAACAUCUCCAUCAUCUGUGCGAUGAAUAGAUACGGUGUGCUGCAUUACACCGUACACACUCGGUCCGUGAACCGUGAACUGUUCGUACAGUUCAUCGAAGAGCUGAAGAGCACAUUGCGUUCCAAAAGUAUAAGCAGAACAUAUCUCGUAAUGGAUAAUGUGGCUUUCCACAAAACGCUAGAUGUAAGAAUCGCUAUCGGAAAUGAUGAAGACAAACCGUUAUAUUUACCGCCCUACUCACCUUUUUUAAACCCCAUUGAAAAUCUUUUCAGCAAAUGGAAAAAUUUCGUACGACGAACAAAUCCUGAAAACGAGGAUCAAUUAAUGGAAGCAAUAAGAAAUAGCUCGAGCCUGAUUACCGCACAGGAUUGCGAUGGCUACAUUUCGAAUAUGUGGCAAUAUAUGUCCCGCUGUUUGAGAGGCGAGGAAAUUUUAGAUUAAGUUUUAGAUAAUAUAUUAGAUAGUAAGAUGUUAGGUUUAAUGUGUUAAUUAUUUAUCUAGUAAACUGACGACUCUCUUGAAAAGAACAAAUGGAAUCAAUUUUUCUUAACUAACCCAUAUCGCUUUUCAUGUUU
This is a messenger RNA of Anopheles funestus (African malaria mosquito), 1366 nucleotides long. RefSeq lists its product as uncharacterized. NCBI's taxonomy places the organism in Eukaryota, Metazoa, Arthropoda, Insecta, Diptera, Culicidae. The coding region runs from base 168 to 1232 and encodes 354 amino acids. Gene Ontology annotation, molecular function: nucleic acid binding. The transcript has 2 exons. The record is from RefSeq and is a predicted model, not a curated record.